Drosophila takahashii is the source of this 1517-nucleotide messenger RNA. RefSeq names its product band 7 protein AGAP004871. The record is from RefSeq and is a predicted model, not a curated record. Gene Ontology annotation, cellular component: plasma membrane. NCBI's taxonomy places the organism in Eukaryota, Metazoa, Arthropoda, Insecta, Diptera, Drosophilidae.
CUUCCCUUCGAAAUGCAUCCUGCCUCGCCGCAUCAGCAUCGCGCCCGCCUGAACAUCGGAUCGCCGGGAUCGGGUGGAAUCCAGGCCUCCUCCUCGACGGAGACCUUCCCGCUCACUCCGCAGCCUCACCAGUCCUCGCAGCAUGCGGUCCACAUACCGCCGUCCACAUCGCUGCCCUAUCAGGGACUCAAGACCUCCGAAAACGAUGACAUGGGCUGCGUGGAGAUCCUGGCCACGGUGGUCUCCGUGCUGAUCAUGGUGCUCACCUUUCCCAUCUCGGUGUUCAUCUGCUUCAAGGUGGUGUCCGAGUACGAGCGGGCAGUGAUCUUCCGCAUGGGUCGCCUGCGCAGCGGCGGAGCCCGUGGCCCCGGAGUCUUCUUUGUGCUGCCCUGCGUGGACGACUACUAUCCGGUGGACCUGCGAACCGUUUCGUUCGAUGUGCCGCCGCAGGAGGUGCUCUCGAAGGACUCGGUUACGGUCACCGUGGACGCGGUGGUCUACUAUCGCAUCAGUGAUCCCCUGAAGGCGGUCAUCCAGGUGUACAACUACAGUCAUUCGACGAGUCUCCUGGCGGCCACCACGCUGCGCAAUGUGCUGGGCACACGGAAUCUCUCCGAGCUGCUAACCGAACGCGAAACCAUCUCGCACACCAUGCAGAUGUCCCUGGACGAGGCCACCGAUCCCUGGGGCGUUAAGGUGGAGCGUGUGGAGAUCAAGGACGUCUCGUUGCCAACUGCCCUCCAGCGGGCGAUGGCCGCCGAGGCGGAGGCGGCGCGGGAGGCGCGGGCCAAGGUGAUUGCCGCCGAGGGCGAGAUGAAGUCGUCGAGAGCGCUGCGCGAAGCCUCCGAGAUCAUCUCGGCCAGUCCUUCCGCCUUGCAGUUGCGUUACCUGCAAACCCUGAGCAGCAUUUCCACCGAGAAGAACUCGACCAUUAUCUUUCCGCUGCCCAUGGAGCUGCUCACGCCCUUCCUGAACACCCACGCCUACUCGCAGCAGCAGCAACACCAGCAGCAGCAGCAGCAACAUCAGCAGCAACACCAGCAACAUCAGCAACAUCCUCCUGCUCCGGCCACGCCGCUCCAUCGGCACCAGCAUCAGCACCACCAGUGACGCUCGAUGUCGGUGCUGCAGCCAUAUUUGGAGGCACUGCAUCGCUGCGAGCUGCGGCGACAGCAGGAGCAGCGUCGGUCUGCAGAUGAUGACGACAUCGUUGGCAUCUUGCUGUAGUUGAGCGACGACGACGGCAGCAGCAGCGGCAGACAGCCGGGAAAUGCCCGGAAAAUGUGUAACCAUAGGAAUUUCCUUUUGGUUCUUGAAUAAUCCUUCUAAAUGUAAAAUAUCUGCUGAUAUUCCAUGCUUCAGCCUCCCAAGGAAGCCAUGAUUUCGUGUUUUUUUUUGUCCUUUAUAAAUCUAUAAAAAAUAAAAUAAUAAUAAGAUAUGUUAAUUUUAAAAUAACCAAUAUUAAAAUGUAUUUUUGUUGUAUGUUAAGAUCUAAAUUGCCAACUCAUUUAAUAGAC